Messenger RNA from Myripristis murdjan (pinecone soldierfish), 1007 nucleotides. Its product is annotated as histone H4. The transcript has a single exon. Bases 26 to 337 code for a protein of 103 amino acids. The record is from RefSeq and is a predicted model, not a curated record. Gene Ontology annotation, cellular component: nucleosome. Gene Ontology annotation, molecular function: DNA binding; protein heterodimerization activity; structural constituent of chromatin. Lineage: Eukaryota; Metazoa; Chordata; Actinopteri; Holocentriformes; Holocentridae.
GCUGCUGAGCCGAACAGGGAGCAUCAUGUCUGGUCGCGGUAAAGGAGGAAAAGGUCUCGGGAAAGGAGGCGCCAAGCGCCAUCGCAAAGUUCUCCGGGACAACAUCCAGGGCAUCACCAAGCCCGCCAUCCGCCGCCUGGCCCGCCGCGGCGGAGUCAAGCGCAUCUCCGGCCUCAUCUACGAGGAGACCCGUGGGGUGCUCAAGGUCUUCCUGGAGAACGUCAUCCGGGACGCCGUCACCUACACCGAGCACGCCAAGAGAAAGACGGUCACCGCCAUGGAUGUGGUCUACGCUCUCAAGAGGCAGGGCCGCACCCUCUACGGCUUCGGAGGCUGAAGCCCACCGACACAAACACCCACAACACAAAGGCUCUUUUCAGAGCCACACACCCGCCACCAAGAGCUCACCUCCUUUCACUCACUCACCUUUCUGAUUUAAGCAUCAAUACACCCACUUAUUCUUAUCGCCAGCCAUUAUGUUGGAGGUCAUUCCGAACUCAUCCAAUUGACCCUCUGGCAUCAAACGACUGCGCUCUAAUAAAAGCAGCAAAAGUCAAAGUCAGUUUUAUUGUCAAGAAUGAACAGGGCAUACAGAGGAUCGAAAUUGCGUUUCUCUCAGACCCUCGGUGCAAACAAACAUUUAAGACAAACUCUACAAAAAGGGGAAAAAAUAGGCCUAUAGGGGCAUGUAAAAAAACAAACUAAAAAAGAAAGUUAGGCUAUAAAUGAAAAGUAGAGAGGCACAGUAGCAGCGACACAAAUUUUAAAAAUCCAAACAAGUUUUAAUCUGAAUUGAGAAAUCUUAUAGACUGGCAAAAGCAUUUUGGUUCUAGAACACCGCCAUGAAAUACAGUAGCCUACUGCUGGGGAAAAAUAUAGGCUUAUACAGGCCUAUAUAUUUAUAUUUUAAAAAUCUCGGUAGGCUAUACCUCGAGAUAAAAACAAAAAAACAAUAGAAUACAGUGUCUUUAUUGAAGGUAAUCAUAAGGCUGUUUCUAAUAUUUCAG